Clavispora lusitaniae ATCC 42720 is the source of this 621-nucleotide messenger RNA. RefSeq names its product F1F0 ATP synthase subunit 5 (gene ATP5). Gene Ontology annotation, molecular function: proton-transporting ATP synthase activity, rotational mechanism. The record is from RefSeq and is a predicted model, not a curated record. Gene Ontology annotation, biological process: proton motive force-driven mitochondrial ATP synthesis. Lineage: Eukaryota; Fungi; Ascomycota; Pichiomycetes; Serinales; Metschnikowiaceae.
AUGAUGGCCUCCCGUUUUUUCGCCCGUUCUAUGGCCUCUGCCGCCAAGUCCGUUAAGCCUCCUGUGCAAUUGUUUGGCGUGGACGGUACCUAUGCCAAUGCUUUGUACUCUGCCUCUGUCCAAGAGUCUUCUGUUGAAGCUUCCUACCAAGGUUUGAGCAAAGUGGCUCAGUUGAUCAAGGAGGACGCCAAGGUCAACGAGUUCUUGACCAACCCAGCGUUGUCCAAGGACGACAGAAAGACUGUGAUUGACACUCUUUCGUCCAGCUUGAAGUUGGACAAGACCGUCACCAACUUUUUGUCGGUUUUGUCUGAGAACAACAGAUUGGGCGAGUUCUCUUCCAUCUACAAGAACUUUGGCUUGUUGUUUGACGCCCACAGAGGUGUUGUUGAGGCCACCAUCACCUCUGCCAAGCCUUUGGACUCCAAGAUCUUGAAGAGAUUGCAAACUGCCAUCCAAAAGUCGAGCUUUGUCGGCAGUGACAAGACCUUGAAGAUCUCCAACAAGGUGAACCCAGACAUUUUGGGCGGCUUGGUUGUUGACGUUGGUGACAAGACCGUCGACUUGUCUAUUGUGUCCAAGGUUUCCAAGUUGAACCUGGCUUUGGGCGAGGCUUUGUAA